Molecule: messenger RNA, 1850 nt
Organism: Eufriesea mexicana
Lineage: Eukaryota; Metazoa; Arthropoda; Insecta; Hymenoptera; Apidae
Gene: Slu7
Product: Pre-mRNA-splicing factor Slu7
Exons: 5
Coding region: 111-1832 (573 amino acids)
Biological process (GO): mRNA splicing, via spliceosome
Cellular component (GO): spliceosomal complex
Molecular function (GO): pre-mRNA 3'-splice site binding
Source: RefSeq, a predicted model, not a curated record
ACGCAUAUGAAUUGUUUGAGGUUACUUUUAAUUCUUUUAAGUCACGUACCAAUACGCUGUAAACAAUGUUACAAAUUUGAAAUUAAUAUAAUUAUAACUGUUUUACAAAAAUGGCUAAUACUUUAGCCAAUGUACCUGUGUCAAAAAUUAUAAAAAAUAAAAGCAAUUUCGAAGAUGAACCUAAGAAAAAGAGUAGAGAAGACUGGCGGAAAGCAAAAGAAUUGGAAGAAGCAAGGAAAGCUGGAACUGCGCCAGCUGCAGUAGAUGAAGAAGGCAAAGAUAUUAAUCCACACAUUCCACAAUAUAUUAGUGCAACACCAUGGUAUUUUGGAGCACAGGGACCUACUUUAAAACAUCAAAGACCACAACCCGAAAAACAAAAAAAGUAUAGUGGUAUAGAUGAAUGGUAUAAACGUGGUGUAGAUUCAUCUAAAGUAGUAACAAAGUAUCGUAAAGGAGCAUGUGAAAACUGUGGUGCAAUAACUCAUAAAAAAAAGGAAUGUAUGGAACGUCCACGUAAGAUAGGUGCAAAGUACACAAAUGCAAAUAUAGCACCGGAUGAAUUUACUCAACCAGAAUUAUCUACAGAUUAUGAUGGUAAAAGAGACAGGUGGGCUGGUUAUGAUCCUUCACAGCAUAGAGCUAUUGUUGAAGAAUAUCAAAAGAUUGAAGAAGCAAAAAAACAGAUGCGUGCAGAAAAAUUAAAUGCAGAAGAAAAUGAUGAACAAGAUUCAGAUAAAGAUGAGGAUAAAUAUGUCGACGAAGUUGAUAUGCCUGGAACAAAAGUUGAUUCUAAACAACGUAUUACUGUAAGAAAUCUACGAAUUAGAGAAGAUACAGCAAAAUAUUUGAGAAAUUUGGACCCAAAUUCAGCAUAUUAUGAUCCUAAAACAAGAUCUAUGCGUGACAAUCCUUAUACUGGCACAGAAAGAGAGGUGGAUUACAAAGGUGAAAAUUUUGCCCGUUUCUCAGGAGAUACACAACGACAUGCAAAUGCUCAAUUAUUUGCAUGGGAAGCACAUGAAAGAGGUGUUGAUGUUCAUUUACUUGCUGAACCUACGAAAUUAGAACUACUUAAACAGGAAUAUGAUAAAAAGCGUGACGAACUAAAAGAUAAAGCUCGUGAAAGUAUAAUUAAUAGAUAUGGAGGUGAAGAACAUCUUGACACUCUUCCACCUUCUCUUUUGUUAGCACAAACAGAACAAUAUGUUGAAUAUUCUAGAUAUGGAAAGAUUAUUAAAGGACAAGAUAGACAAGUAAUUCGAUCAAAGUACGAAGAAGAUGUAUAUCCAAAUAAUCAUACUUCUGUUUGGGGAUCCUAUUGGCAAGCUGGUAAAUGGGGAUACAAAUGCUGUCAUUCAUUUAUAAAAAAUUCAUACUGUACGGGAAAUGCAGGUAAAAAGGUAACCGAAGCAGUCACUAUUGAAACCAAAAGAGUAAUAAAUGAAGAAGAGAAAUGUGAUGAAGAAAAAACAAAUUUGUCUGAUGAAAUAUCUGUGAGUAACAAUAGUUCAUCUGACGAAGAAGAAAAAAUGUCAAAAACAAUAAAAUUCAAAACUUCAAAGAAAAGAGAAAAAAGGCACAAACAGAAAGAACAGCGGAAGAAUAAGAAGAAAAUCGCUAAAUUGCAAGAACAAGAUAAAUUGCAACAAGCAUUACAGAAAGAGGAAGAAAGACAAAAAGAAGCCGAAAGACUAUUACAAAUGAACGAAAGAAAACGUCCUUACAAUAGCAUGUAUGAAAUUAAAGAACCAACAGUAGAUGAGAUCGAAGCAUUUCAGAUGAAACGAAAACGUGAAGAUGAUCCCAUGGCAGAAUUUCUUAACAAAUAAUUCUUGUAAUUAUGAAAU